AUGUGGCUCAUUUUCGGAUUCGUACUAGCCGCCUCGGCAUGUGAUUUGUCGAAACAGGCUAAUUGGCCGAAUGGCACGUACGCAAAGCUUCAUUGGUGGCAAUGCGGAGGCACCACCACCUAUCACUCGGCGGUCACACAAGAUGUCAAUGGCAAGGCUAUCUACCCCAUCAAGCUCACUGAGCCAUUGGUCGUCGAAACCGACUGGGAGCUAAAAAAUACCUUUGAAAAAGGUGUUCUCUCGUCAAUUAAACUGUGGGCUUACAAGGGUAUGAUCGGGUGUGACUGGAGUGAGGUACCAACUCUUGGAUUACUUUCGAACCUGGAUGCUUGUGAGCACGGUGUGCCUUGUCCCGUAAAACCCGGACGCCAGACGACAAAAAUCACAUUGGAUUUUACGCAGUUUAAGUCGGUAAUCCGUCUCCUCCAAGACAAUGCCCCGUACCAGCUACAGUAUCAAUUACACCAGGGCUCUAAUUCGGCUUGCAUUAUGUCCCAGGCACGAGCGUUCACGAAA
Molecule: messenger RNA, 516 nt
Organism: Mesorhabditis spiculigera
Lineage: Eukaryota; Metazoa; Nematoda; Chromadorea; Rhabditida; Rhabditidae
Source: the annotation of a GenBank genome assembly